AUGGGCCAGUCUGCCUCUACUCCUUUGUCUCUGACUCUGGACCGCUGGUCAGAAGUCAAGGGACGAGCUCAAAACCUUUCUCUUAUCAUCAAAAAGGGUAAAUGGCAGACUUUUUGUUCAUCUGAGUGGCCCGCCUUUAAUGUCGGAUGGCCCCCGGAGGGGUCCUUCCAUCUGCCUCUCAUCAGGGAAGUAAGGAAACUGGUUUUUCAGCCUGGCCGACACGGACAUCCAGGCCAGGAGCCUUAUAUCCUGGUCUGGCAGGACUUAUGUGAGAACCCCCCGGCGUGGGUCAAGCCCUUCUUACCCCCUGGUUCUCUCCCUAGGUCCUCGGUCUCUGCUUCUGAGCCAGCAAUUCUCCCUGUGAAGCCGGCUCUCCCCUCUCCUCCACCCUCUGCUUCUCCGGUCCUCCCGGACUCACAACCUGAUCUUAUUCUCCUAGAUUUCCCGCCACCUUAUGCUUCGCCUUUGCAGCUUCCGGCGGCCGGGGCACCGCAGCGGCACGACCAAGUGCUGGCACCCGGUCCAGCCCUCCGGCCAGCAUCCCCAACGGUGGCCUCCCCAGAUUCCACCCUCGAGGGUUCCCUGCUGCCACCGGGCGACGGGCCAGCACAGCGGACUAGGAGCCGGUGCCAACCGGAUGAAGGACCUGUGGCCACUACUCUGCCGGUACGCCCUUACGGGCCUAUGGUGGAAAAUGGGAACGGGGGGGAGAUGCCGGCCCUCCAGUAUUGGCCAUUUUCCUCCUCUGAUUUAUAUAAUUGGAAAAAUAAUAACCCUCCUUUCUCUGAAGACCCCACUCGACUAACAGGUCUCGUGGAGUCCCUCAUGUUUUCCCAUCAGCCCACCUGGGAUGAUUGCCAGCAGCUACUAGGGACCCUCUUCACCACAGAGGAAAGAGACCGGAUUCUGCUAGAAGCACGGAAGAACGUCCCGGGACGGGACGGGCGCCCGACACAGCUGCCGAACAUCAUUGACGACAUUUUCCCACUAGCGCGCCCCAACUGGGACCCUAAUACUCCGGAAGGUAGGGAGCAUCUGUCCUCCUAUCGCCAGGCUCUCGUGGCGGGUCUCCGGGCAGCUUCCAGGCGGCCCACCAAUUUGGCUAAGGUAAGGGAGGUCGUCCAGGGCCCUGUUGAAUCUCCUGCAGUCUUCCUAGAAAGGCUCAUGGAAGCUUAUCGGAGGUUCACCCCCUUCGAUCCGCAGUCGGAGGACCAGAGGGCUUCAGUAGCCAUGGCUUUCAUUGGCCAAUCCGCUGCAGAUAUAAGGCGGAAGCUGCAAUGCCUUGAUGGGCUGCAGGACCUCACUCUUAGGGACUUAGUUAAAGAAGCGGAUAAAGUUUUUCAUAAAAGGGAGACGGAGGAGGAGAAAGAGGAACGUAAGGAAAAGGAGAGAGAAGAAAGAGAGGAUGCGAGGGAUAGAAAGAGAGAUAAAGCAUUAACUAAAAUCCUGGCCACGGCAGUCGGUAGCAGUAAAGAGAGAGACAGGAAGGGAGGCAGGGCUGGGCCACGGCCGCGACCAAACUUGGACCCGGACCAAUGUGCAUACUGCAAGGAGUACGGGCACUGGAAGAAAGAUUGUCCUAAGCUCAAACAGGGCUUGCAGGCCAAGCAGUCUACCUUGUUGGCCCUGGAUGAGGACUAGGGGCGACGGGGCUCGGACCCCCUCCCCGAGCUCAGGGUAAAGUUUGAUGUGGAGGGGACCCCUGUUGACUUUGAGGUGGACACCGGAGCUGUUUACUCGGCAUUACAAGCACCACUGGGGCCGCUGUCAACUAAGCGGUCCCUGGUGAGGGGUGCCAACGGCAGCCGAUACCGAGCCUGGACCACCAAAAGAACUUUAGACUUGGGAAGGGGAAAGGUCCAUCAUUCCUUCCUGGUGAUACCUGACUGCCCAGCUCCCCUUAUGGGGAGAGAUCUGCUUACCAAACUAAAAGCCCGCAUCACCUUCAACCCCGAAGGGCCCAGAGUAGAGUUCUUGAGCCCCCUAGUCCAGCAACCAGUAGUAACAGCUCUGACAAUGUCUAUGGAGGACGAAUACCGCCUGUAUGACUCCCCGGUAAAGGAACAGGAUGUAACAAGGUGGCUUAGUGAGUAUCCGGAUGCCUGGGCGGAGAAGGCCGGGUUAGGGCUGGCGAGAAAUCAACCUCCGGUAGUGUUGCCUUAAAAACCUCUGCAGUUCCAAUUCGGUGAGCAGUAUCCCAUGAGUAAGGAAGCUCGGGAAGGAAUCACACAUAUUCUAAAGCUACUGCAGGGAGGCGUCCUGAAGCCUUCCAGUCAGCUUGGAACCCACCCCCUCCUUCCCGUCAAGGAACCGGGGACCGGGGAUUAUCGACCAGUGCAAGAUCUACGAGAGGUUAACAGCAGGGGUCCAGGGACAUUCCCCCCCACUGUCCCUAACCCUUACAAUCUUCUGAGUUCCCUUCCACCUGACAGGAGCUGGUACACUGUAUUGGAUUUAAAGGGAUGCCUUUUUUUCUGCCUGCGGCUCUGCGAAAGCAGUCAACCACUAUUCGCCUUUGAAUGGGCCGACCCGGAGGCUGGUCUUGCAGGGCAACUGACUUGGACCAGGCUGCCCCAAGGAUUUAAAAACUCCCCCACGAUCUUCGAUGAGGCCCUCCAUCAGGACCUGGGCGCCUUCAGAACCCAGCACCCGGAGGUAACCCUGCUCCAGUAUGUGGAUGACCUGCUGCUGGCCGCGUCGUCUCGGGAAGAAUGUGAGUACGGGACUCGCUCCUUACUGCAGGAGCUCGCUCGGCUUGGGUAUAGGGCAUCAGCUAAGAAGGCCCAACUAUGCAGACAGGAAGUUACUUUCCUGGGGUAUACUCUCCGGGGAGGAAAACGCUGGUUAACUGAGGCGCGGAAAAAGACUGUUGUGCAGAUCCCCACACCAACUUCCAGGAAACAACUCCGAGAGUUCUUGGGGACAGCUGGGUUCUGUAGACUGUGGAUUCCGGGAUUUGCCUCGCUAGCCGCCCCGCUGUACCCGCUCCUGAAGGGGGACACAGAAUUCUCUUGGGGGUCAGAACAACAGCGAGCCUUUGAUGAUAUAAAAAGAGCCCUGCUUUCAGCCCCAGCAUUGGCGCUUCCUGAUGUCGAAAAGCCCUUCACCCUUUACAUAGAGGAGCGAGGGGGAGUGGCGCGAGGGGUCUUGACCCAGACUUUGGGACCCUGGAAAAGACCUGUAGCCUACCUGUCCAAACGCUUGGAUUCAGUAGCUGGGGGCUGGCCCCGCUGUCUAAAAGCUAUAGCUGCCGCUGCCUUACUAGCCAAAGAUGCGGACAAACUGACUCUGGGACAAAAACUAACUAUUGUGGCCCCUCAUAUGCUGGAAAGUAUCAUCAGGCAGCCCCCAGACCGGUGGCUCUCGAAUGCUCGCAUCACGCACUAUCAGAGCAUUCUGUUAGACAAGGACCGAGUGACCUUCGGACCUCCAGUUGCUUUAAACCCUGCCACUCUACUUCCGGAUGAGGCUGCAGACCCGGUCCUACACUCCUGCCAGGAUAUCCUGGCAGAAGAAGCAGGAAUCCGUCGUGACCUAAAGGACUUUCCACUGCCAGACUCAGAGGUGACCUGGUUCACGGACGGCAGCAGCUUCCUGCAGGAUGGUAAGAGAUGCGCAGGGGCGGCGGUAGUUAGCAAGGACAAGGUUGUAUGGUCUGCAGGGCUACCAGAAGGGACCUCCGCCCAGAAAGCGGAACUAAUUGCUCUCACAAAAGCCUUAGAACUGGCUAAGGGGAAGAAGGCUACCAUUUAUACGGACAGCCGUUAUGCCUUCGCCACGGCUCAUGUACAUGGGGCCAUAUACCAGCAAAGGGGGCUGUUAACCUCAGCUGGAAAGGACAUCAAACACAAGGCUGAAAUCCUUAGACUACUAGCAGCUGUCCUACUGCCUACCAAAUUAGCUAUUGUUCAUUGCCCCGGCCAUCAAAAGGGAUCGGACCCUGUAGCCACAGGAAAUCGGCGGGCAGACAAAGAAGCAAAGGCAGCAGCUCUUAAAGGGGCAGAGGUUCUAGCACUAGUGAACAAGGCUCCUGAGGAGGACACGACGCCCGAAACUACAGGGAGUAAGGAACAACAGGCGGCCUCCUACUUACAGCAUGUACAUCAGCUCACUCAUUUGGGGGCCAGGAAGAUGCAAGAGCUAUUAAAAGAGCAGCCCUUCACUCUAGCAGCCAAGGAAAACAGAAAACUAGCUGAACAGGUGGCAAGAAACUGCCGAGCCUGUCAGGCUGUAAAUGCACACCCGUCGCAAAUACCAGAAGGGAAAAGGCUCAGGGGAAGCCGGCCCGGCCAAUUCUGGGAGGUGGACUUUACUGAAAUCAAACCAGCUAAAUAUGGGUUAAGAUUUCUCUUAGUUUUUGUAGAUACUUUCUCAGGAUGGGUAGAGGCCUACCCCACCCGAAGGGAAACAGCGCAAGUGGUGGUUAAGAAUUAUGGAAGAACUUUUUCCUCGAUUUGGACUGCCCCAGGUAAUUGGGUCAGAUAA
Molecule: messenger RNA, 4485 nt
Organism: Myotis lucifugus (little brown bat)
Lineage: Eukaryota; Metazoa; Chordata; Mammalia; Chiroptera; Vespertilionidae
Biological process (GO): proteolysis; DNA integration; virion assembly
Molecular function (GO): RNA-DNA hybrid ribonuclease activity; aspartic-type endopeptidase activity; zinc ion binding
Source: RefSeq, a predicted model, not a curated record